Messenger RNA from Coregonus sp. 'balchen', 1587 nucleotides. NCBI's taxonomy places the organism in Eukaryota, Metazoa, Chordata, Actinopteri, Salmoniformes, Salmonidae. The record is from the annotation of a GenBank genome assembly.
AUGGGAGUGUUAAAGCUGGCGGUAAAGGACGUGAUGUGCCUCCAGGCGUACCCCUUGGAAGGGGCUUAUGAUGUGGUUUUUCACAUGGAGGGGAAGCAUGACGAGGUCAUGAAAAAGGCGAGGGAGGUGGAGAAGGCCAGGCCGAUGUGCCACUACGAGGUGACAAGCUUGGCCAAGAACAACUUCAGGGUAAUAACAGUAAACAUGUGUAACCCGCAUGUUAAGGAUGAGGAGGUGAGGGCUUUUAUGGGGAGGUAUAUGGACAAUGUCUCCUCGGCAAGGCUCCUCAAAGACUCGCUAGGUUUCUGGAACAGGAGGAGAAGCUUCCAGGCUCUGUUGAGGGAAGACCCAAAGGGCCUGGGAGGUUACCUUCAUCCUCCAGCUCUGUUCACCCUGGGGCCUGACAGGGGGACAUUGUUUUAUGCCCGUCAUCCCACUUUCUGCAGACGAUGCAUGGCCUAUGGCCAUAAUUUCGCCUCAUGUGGGGCGAAGAAAUGCAGGGUGUGUGGGUCUGAGGCACACGAGGCGAGGGACUGUGACGAGUCGAAGAAGUGCCACGGGUGUGGAUCGUCAGCACACUUGUGGAGGAAGUGUACGGCUCGUCACAAGUCGUAUGCAGCUGCAGCUGGUGGGGGAGCAGGGGCAGGAGCGGGGGAUGGAGGAGGAAGAGGAGGAGGAGUUCCAGAUCCAAGCGCAGGGCCAGAGGCAAUACCAUUGACGACGGAGGAAGAGCCGAGAACAGCAGCGGGAGGAGAGGGGGACGGGCAGGGGACUGCCGUAGCAGUUCUGGAAGGAGAGGCAGGCAGGAGGGAGAUGGUGGAUUGCCUGGCGCCGCUGUGUGCCACGAAUAGACACUUGGUGAUAGGGGGGGAUUUUAAUAUAAAUAUAGGGAGGGGGAGGGACAGUAGUGCAGGUGCCAUCGCCGGGCUAAUGGCGUGCCAUGGCCUGGUAGAUGGGGGCCUGCACACUGCUCCGACGAUGGCAGGUCCAACAUGUCGCAACUCCAGAGGGGUCGAGCGGAGGCUCAACUAUAUUUUUCUAUCCAGGUCACUGGGUCAGUUGUCUGGGCGUUUGUUGCCUGUGUUUUUUUCGCAUCACAACAGGGUGCUGCUGCAGGUGGGGGCACCAGUCUGCCUCUUCGGUAGGGGGUACUGGAAGUUAGAACGGGAGGUACUGGAUGAGCAGGCUUCCAUUAACGGUUUUGUUGAUUUCUUUAGGGGGCUUGAGGGCCUCCGGUCCAUGUGUGAGGGGGUGUUAGAGUGGUGGGAAAUUGCAAAGGUGAGGAUUAGGACUUUUAUAAUAGGAUAUUGUAAGAGGAAAAAGAGGAAGGAAAGGAGGGAGGUGGAUCAUAUCCAAAGGCUGCAAGAACUCGAGCUUGAGGCAGGCAACCUCGGCGGGUCGGUAGACUGGGAGAGAUCCUCUGCCCUAAAGGUGCAACUUAGGGAGGUGCAUGAGCGGAAGGCUCGCGCUUUCCUGGAGCGUGCGCAUAGUGGGUUUUUAGAACACGACGAGACUUGUUCCGCCGUGUUCUUUAAAUCAGUUAGGGGAAGACAGAGUAGGAAGGUAAUGUACAGGGCUAGGGAGUAG